Messenger RNA from Lycium barbarum (goji berry), 984 nucleotides. RefSeq names its product small ribosomal subunit protein uS3x-like. Gene Ontology annotation, biological process: translation. The transcript has 6 exons. The coding region runs from base 123 to 860 and encodes 245 amino acids. NCBI's taxonomy places the organism in Eukaryota, Viridiplantae, Streptophyta, Magnoliopsida, Solanales, Solanaceae. Gene Ontology annotation, molecular function: RNA binding; structural constituent of ribosome. The record is from RefSeq and is a predicted model, not a curated record. Gene Ontology annotation, cellular component: cytosolic small ribosomal subunit; nucleus.
UAUACACAAUACCAUAUGACGCAAAAAAAACCCUAGACCGCAUAUUGCUGGCACAAAAUCUAAACGCCGACGAAGUAGAGCUUUAAGGUCUCAUCUUUGCUAAGCUCAUCAAUCUUCCAAACAUGGAUAAGGCUAUUCAGAUCAGCAAAAAGAGAAAGUUUGUGGCAGAUGGAGUGUUUUUUGCAGAGUUGAAUGAAGUGUUGACACGUGAAUUGGCAGAAGAUGGGUAUUCAGGAGUGGAAGUUAGAGUUACUCCAAUGAGAACUGAAAUCAUUAUCAGAGCUACUCGUACUCAAAAUGUUCUUGGUGAGAAGGGGAGGAGGAUUAGGGAGUUGACAUCGGUUGUCCAGAAGAGGUUCAAUUUUAAAGAGAACAGCGUGGAGCUGUAUGCUGAGAAGGUUAACAACAGAGGGCUUUGUGCCAUUGCUCAGGCUGAGUCACUUCGAUACAAGCUCCUUGGUGGUCUUGCCGUCAGGAGGGCAUGCUAUGGUGUUUUGAGAUUUAUCAUGGAGAGUGGAGCCAAAGGAUGUGAGGUGAUCGUAAGUGGAAAAUUGAGAGCUCAGCGUGCCAAGGCCAUGAAGUUCAAAGAUGGGUACAUGAUUUCUUCCGGUCAGCCUGUGAACGAGUAUAUUGACUCUGCAGUAAGACAUGUUCUCUUGAGACAGGGAGUACUUGGAAUCAAGGUCAAGAUCAUGCUUGAUUGGGAUCCCAAAGGAAAGCAAGGUCCAAUGACACCUCUUCCAGAUCUUGUCACAAUCCAUCCUCCCAAGGAGGAAGAGGAAUACCUCAGGGUACCAGUGGCAGCGCCAGCUGACAUUGAGCCUCCCGUUGUGCAGCAAGCCUUUGUUGCAUCAGCUUAAUUUUUUUCCAAAUAUUACUAUAUUUUGUUUUUUUGGUCAACUUUGGGUGCUAUAGACAUGUUUGGAGAAUUUUUUGAGUUAUAUUGACAAUCGUACUGCCUCAAUGAAAAUUUUGUUUAACUAA